Molecule: messenger RNA, 2083 nt
Organism: Lathyrus oleraceus (garden pea)
Lineage: Eukaryota; Viridiplantae; Streptophyta; Magnoliopsida; Fabales; Fabaceae
Exons: 6
Coding region: 254-1705 (483 amino acids)
Biological process (GO): regulation of DNA-templated transcription
Cellular component (GO): nucleus
Molecular function (GO): sequence-specific DNA binding; DNA-binding transcription factor activity
Source: RefSeq, a predicted model, not a curated record
GAUGAUUCCCGAAACGUGGCAAUCAAAGAUACAUGGUUGCUUUGCUUAUUACGAAACUGGUCAACAUUUCAUCAACCAUGACACGUGUCACUCAUUCACUCUCUCUGUCCUUCUUCACCUAUAUGCUAUUGCUUCCUUCUCUAACCACUCUCAUGCUGACUAAUGUAAUACUACCUUCUCUUCAUUCUCUCCUCUCUCUCUCUCAUCACGACGGUUACAACCAUAUCCUCUCUCUCUCUCUCUCUAAACCGAUAUGGAAUCAGAGAAACACUAUGCUUCAGCUUCUUCUUCUCUCACCCCUACUUCUUCAUCCUCCUCUUCCUUUUCGUCUCCGUCGGAGGAGAUUGAGGCGGCGGAGACUCUAGCUUACCUUUCGCGAUUAGCAAUGCGCCGCCACACUACUCAUUCCACCGAUAAUUGCUGCACCAAACGAUUCAACCUCGACUCACCGAUUCCUCACUCGGAUCUUCCUCCGCCUAGUAGGGGCCAAGCUGUUGCAGGUGAUCAGCAGCUGGAUGAAAAAAUAUCAUGCACUACAUCCAUAGAAACAGAAAGGAAUCAGCAAAAUGACCGCUUACGAAAAUUCAAGGUGGAGCAGGAUGCUGAUUUAUCUAAAACUAGUCACUGCAACAAGUCAAGACGUGAUUUAACAGAGGAAGAAAAAGAAGCACGGAGGAUACGAAGGGUAUUGGCAAAUAGGGAGUCCGCUAGGCAGACAAUUCGCCGCAGGCAGGCUCUGAGUGAGGAGUUAAGCAGAAAAGCUGCCACCUUAGUGCUGGAAAAUGAAAACCUAAAGAGAAAGAAGGAGCUGGCUUUGAAAGAGUAUCAGUCUUUAGAGACUACAAAUAAGCUCUUAAAAGAACAAGUUUCUAAGUCAAUAAACACGAAAGUGGAAAAAACUCCUGUUGAGCAGGAGUUAUCUAUGGCCGAUGUAGCACCUACAUCUGGUACUAGUCCAUGGUUUCAUUAUAACCAUUUUCCAGUUAGACAAUUAUUUUGGCCCUCCAUCCUUCAAUCUUCUAAUCAAGUUCAUACACCAUUUAACUCCAUUCCCAUUCCAUCACAUGUAUACAUACCAUGUCCUUCUGAGUCUGAAUCUCCUCACAAGCAAAAUAACCUUAUAAGUCACAAUCAAACACAAAAUCCAUUGUACAUGUUUCCAUGUCCUUGGUUAUACCCUCCUCCAGAUAUUGGAAAUGGACAUCCACCGGCUUCCAGUUGCAUAGAAGAUAAACAAGAUAAUCUUCCUCCAGAUAAACAAUGCAGUACUAGUUUAUCCUUAAAUAGAGCAGGAAAUGGGAAUUAUCAUCCAACUCUACCUAUCAAAUUGAAAACAGAACCUACUGAGUGGACAAAAUCCAGAUCUAGUAGUGACCCCGAGCACACCAUUCCAUCUUUUUCUUUAGAUGGAGUUGAACAGAAAAAAAGAUGUCACAAUAUAGGAAAGUUCCAUAGACCUGCAUUUGAUUGUAACAGACAUGCUUCUGUAGUCAAGCAAGAACCCGAGCUUCAGUUAAAUUUGGCUUCCAACUCCAAGGUAUCUUCAACAGCUUCUGGUAUCACAACUUCUUCACUGGAAAAGAAACAAGAACAGUUCAUAUGCACAGGAAAAAAUUUAGUGGAUGCAGUUGCUGCGGCAGAGGCACGAAAGAGGAGAAAGGAACUAACAAAAUUAAAAAGUAACCAAAGCCGCCGGAUGGAGUGAUCUCUCAGUAAACUUGAUUAAAUGUUCAAAAGGUGCAAAGGUUCACCAAUUAUCAGCUUUUACACCUGCUUAUGGUUUGAUAGAAAAGAAGUUUGGUGAAAUUGAGGAGGGUACAUGAAGCGAAUUCACUCAUGACCCUUGGAAGGGUAUUGAAUUAGCAGUGAUAGCGGGAAAGUUAGGUUUUUCUGAAAUCAUCUUGCUUUGUUUUUUAACUUCCAUUGUCAAGUGGAACAACUUUUUUUAUUUAGGAGUUAUUACUAUCCGGAUUCUUCAACUUUCUAGGAUGUCUCUGAGCAGUUUAAUCCCAUAAAUUGGGUGUACAAUAUGCUGUAUAAGGAUAACCUUGUAUAUUAUAUACUUCUAACUGUUACUUGAGAA